Lodderomyces orthopsilosis Co 90-125 is the source of this 1113-nucleotide messenger RNA. RefSeq lists its product as uncharacterized. The transcript has a single exon. The coding region runs from base 1 to 1113 and encodes 370 amino acids. Gene Ontology annotation, biological process: endoplasmic reticulum tubular network organization. Gene Ontology annotation, cellular component: endoplasmic reticulum tubular network. The record is from RefSeq and is a predicted model, not a curated record. Lineage: Eukaryota; Fungi; Ascomycota; Pichiomycetes; Serinales; Debaryomycetaceae.
AUGGGUGUGUUUGAUAUCUUUGGCAGCAAGAAUGGUUUUGAUCCAAAUAAAUUUGAAAAAGAAUUUAGUCAAUUAACUGGGAAUAUCAAUAAAACUAAACAACAGUUGGUGAGAUUAUCACAACGAAAACGAAGGUUAAAUGCAAAGCUUGAAGCAUUUGUAUCAAUUGGCUAUAUAUUAAUCUUCCUGUACUGCUACCUUUCCAUUCCAAAUGAUGUUCGUGCAACAAAUCGUAUUCAACAAUUCAUAAAAGGACAAACAAAGAAUAAUUUAUAUGUUCUUAUUGGUUAUCCAUUGGCUUCUGUUUUGAUAAUCAAAAUAAUAAACUAUGCUUUCAAUUACCUUAUCAAACGUCAAGAUAGGUACUUGGCUAAGUUGAAAACUAAACAUAAAGCAAAAAUGGAUGAAUUAAAAAAGAUUACAAACUUUAACGCCACAAAUGAAUUGAUUAAUAAAUAUAGUGAAAAGCAAUUACCUCCACAGGCUCCGCAAGUUCACCAGAAAUCUGUUAGGAAGAGCAGCAACAAACAAGAUGAGUUGAGGGCUCAAGCUUUGAAAGAGUUGCAUUUGAAUGAUAAGCAACAUUCCUCCAAUGAAAAGACAAGUGCUCCAAAAGAGCUUACAGAUUCUCCAAAGCAACAACAAACACAAGUGCCCACUUCAAAUUCACGUACAUUUCAAGACCGUCUAUUGGAUUUGUUUGUAGGGUCGGAUAAUUCUGAAUCGGUGGAGCAACGAUAUGCCUUAAUUUGUUCACAUUGUUUUGCACACAACGGAUUGGCGCCUCCUCACUGUGAAGAUCCUCUGUUGGUAAAGUAUCAGUGUUGGAAAUGUGGUGCAUUGAACGGGAAAGGAAUGUUGUUCGGUCAUUCGGAGCAAGGUCAGCAAACUCUAGAUGAUGCAGUGGUGAAUACACCAGAGAAGGGUAUAACAAAAUCUGAUGUCUCAUAUACUGGCAGCGAUGAAAAGGAGUCUUCCACAAUUGACAACGUAGUCAAAGCUGAUUCUCCUCUUCCGGAGAAAGCAAAUACGCCUACUGAUGCUGUAUGGGAAAGCAACCAAAUCUCAGACGCUAAAAAGAAAUCUAAGUCAUCGCCUCUGGGUUUAAGUUAG